GCGCAGUUCGUUUCCCUCAUGUCUGGUGUUCACCAGGCUACAGACAGAGCCAACGUGAAGUCUUUCUUUUGCGGUGCCAGAAAGCAAUAAUAUUUUGAACUCCUCGGCUUUUUAUUACUCAUAUUUUUUGGUGCCAGCUUUUAUUUUGUUUCCUUCAAAGGUCUUCUUCUGAGGGUUUAUCGUUAGGGUUGUUUGAAACGUACUCUUUGUAUACUUGCGUGGGACUGGGCCCUAAUAUUCAUAAUAAGACGUGUCGGGUUAUUGGUUGUUGGACAGUAAAUCAUUAUUUUAUAUUUUUUUUACCGAAUUCACUAAACGUGCUACCACUAGCUAUGCACCGGUAAUUUAUAGAACAAAGUUACGGUCAUUGUGUUAGAAGUGUUGCUAAUACGUCGUGAUCCGUGACUAUUCUAUGUAUGACAAACAGUAAUAGUCAUUGCUGAUUAGUUGUCUGGAUUUUUUUUUAACAACACUGCAAAGUUGCAACAGCUACAUUAGUCGGUAGUAGUAAAAAGUGUAAUUAUGGGUGCAAAGCAGUCGAAGAGGUCCGUAGAUAUAACUACAACUCCGAAAAAAGAAGGUGAAAGUCCGGUCGAGGGAGAGGGAAGAGUAGAAAAAAUCGGUGAUGCCGAUAUUAAAGUAACCACGAAUGGAACGGUUCACACAGAUAUCGAAUUUGCGGAUAAAGAAGAAACGGCCAAAGAAUCUGAACAGAAAGAAGCGAAAGAAUUGUCAGGCGGUGAAAAUGGUAUUGCGACAGAGGCCGAAGAAGCAACAGCACCGGAAGCAGGUGACGCCACUAAUCAUACGGUAGAACAAACCAACGAAGUGACCACCCCCGAAGAAAAGUCUAACGAGUCAACAGAUAAAGUGGAAGAAAACGGUGAUAACAGUAGAAAGAACAAAGAAAAGACGAAAAAGAAAAAGUGGUCGUUUAGGAGCAUUUCGUUUUCGAGGAAAGACAAGCCGAAACCAAACAAAGAAAGUGAAAAGAACGGAGAAGUAAAAGAGGUUGCUGAAGAGGGUACGGAAGAACCAGUAGCUUCACCGGAAGCCAAAGAAACUAAGAAAGAGGUAGAAGAACAGCCCCCAGAAAAAUCCGUUGCCAAUGGUGAUGCUGCACCUGAAGAAAUCGAGAAAACUGCAACAAACGUUGAAUCAAAAGCCACACCGGAAACGAAGUCCGAAGAGGUUCCAAAGCCCGUUAACGAAGCCCCCGUAGAGAACGUUAAAGAAAAGGAAGUUGAAAAUGCUCCUCCUGCGGAAGCUCCCAAACCUCCUGUAGAAGAACCUAAAGUAGAGGAACCUAAAGUCCCUGUCGAAGAACCCAAACCUGUUGAACCCGUGGUCGAGGAGACCAAAGAGGUGCGUAGUGAGGAAAUUCCUCCUCCUUUGCCUUCCUCUAAUCCACCUUCUUCGGUGACGGUAUUCGCUGAAUCUACUAUGGCCGAGGUAGUACCGCCCGUGUCACAAACUUCUCUUCCGGUUAACGAAAGCACUCCUCUUUCUCCGGUUAAAGAACCGUUGGCUCAGUCGAGCCCCGUUCCUAGUCCCGAAAAGGUUGAAAAACAACCUGAGAACAAAGACGUUUCUUCUUCUAGUUCUGUAGUCGAACAAAAGAUUGAGACAAGUCAACAAACUACUGAUGUAAUUUCUCCUGCACCUUUGAACGUUGCUACUCCCGUAGAACAACCUAAAGAGCCUGCAACAAAAUUAGAACAACCAGUCGAAACUCUUUUACAGCAAACGACUUCUGAAGCUUCAGUUCCUAAUACUACCCAACCACCUUCUGAUGGACCCAUAGAAACUCCCACAAAACCUUCAGAAAUUUUACCAACAACAGAACCUUCUACUCAACUCACUGUUGUCUCCUCUGAAUCUCCUAAAGUUCCCGAUCAAUCACAAAUUGCUGAAAACCGACCUACUGAAAUUGUAACUCCUGUAUUAAAAGAAUCUUCAUUAGAAACGCCAGAAAUUCUUAAAGAAAAUCCAGAAGUGCCAAAAAUUCCCACUAGUAAUGAAGUUACUGCAGUUGUUGAACAACCAGUCACAAAUGUAGAAAAUACUAUUGACUUAUCCGAGCAGCUACCUCCCGAAAAACUUCCUGUAAAUACCCCUGAACAAACACUAGUAGAAAUAACACCAACUGUUCCCGAACAGUUGUCAGAUAAGGGACCUUCUGAGACUGCGCAAGAACCAUUGAAAACUGAGUUACCUGUUGUUACUUCUGAACCAGCACAAAAAACUGCUGCUUCCCCGGAACAAAUUAAGGACCAACAAGAAAAUAUCACAACUUCUGAACCUGAACAAGUAAAAACGCAGGAGCAAAUUGAAUCAGUGCCAACAUUGCCCGAAUCUACCUCGCCAUCUGAAAAUAAGACUGAAAAUAAGCCAGAACUACCUACAUCUGUUGAAAAUGCGGUGUCCUCUUCUCCUUUAUCUUCCCCUAUCGUUAAAGAAGCUGUUGACGUUUCUGCCGUUAAGCUGAUCUCGCAGCCUAGUGAAUCACCAGUUCCGAAAAGCGAUUCUUUACCUGACAUUUCGACUGAAUCUCUUCCAUCAUUACCUGAACCCAUUUCCGACAGUCUUCCAGAGCCUAUGUCACUACCCCCUCUAGACGCCGUUCCAGAACCCAUAGCAUCAGAUACCACUUCCGUUGCCAACAACGUAGUAGAUUCAGUACCUGCUCCUGCAUUAGAUAAAACGGAAACUUCUAUACCCCCUUCUCAGAACCCCCUCCCUCCAACUGAAGCAGUUGUUAUGAACGGCAACGCCAAUGAAUCUUCCUCGCCAGUCGCUGAUGUCCCGCCAUCUGUCGAUCGACCAAUCAAACAGGUGGUUAAAGAAAUCGAACCAGUUAUUAAUAACGAGAUUGGACAAGGAGACAGGCAACCUGAAGGAGAAGUUAAAGAGAAUAAGGAACCAACUGCUGCUGCAGUGGAAGAAUAAAACAAUGUGUACUACUAUUCUGAUGUAAAAGUUUUAACCCUAUGUGAACAUUUCGAAUGUGUUAAUAAUAACCGAAAGUAAUUUGGAAGUCAUUCCUGGCAGUGACUGCAAUCGACCAAGCGUAACAAAGACACUGCCAUUUUUUUGUUAGGCUGCAAACCCAUUCUUGAGAAAAAAAUUUAAGUAGUAGUUGUCGAUAAAGACUUAUUUAUGUCGAAAUUACUAGAUUAACACAUUUCGAAUAGUCGUCAAAAAAUAGCAAAAAGGAAAUUUGGAGAAAUUUUGGACGAUUUUUAUACAUAUAUAUUAAUACUUUUUAAAAUGAAAUAUACAAUUGUAAAAUACAUAUAGCAUAGUUUUUAGAGUUUUUAAGAGUAGUAAUCUCAUAAACUUCUGUAAUCACUUAUCAUAAUUAUUAUCAUCUUCAACAAACAACAAAUUCCUUUGAAGUCGUAAGUAGUCCUGUUAAUUGAUUAAUUUUAUUCUGUUUUCCAGCUCUUAAUUUUUAUGCUUUGGCAGUAACUUUGAGUGUGUAUUAUUUUGUCCAAGAGUCGUGUUUAUUAUUUAAAUAAUGUUGCUGUAUCUGUAUCAUAUUCUUUUUGUUCUAUUAAUUCGAAUACAGGUAAUUUUUUGUAAAAAAAAAAAGAUGGGGAAUUAGUGAGGAUUUUUUAUGUGUGAUUGGUGUCUACUACUACAGUUACAACUAAAAGGAAAGAGAUAGCAAAAUGGCAGCUUUUCCUUAGUUGCAUUAAAUUUAUGGGCGGUACAUAAGGAUAAAUAUUGCUGGUGGAUUAACUGAAUUGACCCCACUUUUGUAUAAAAUAUUGUUCACAACGAAAUUAGUUCUUGUUUUGGUGUAUCAAAAUUUUAAUACGUUAGUCUAGUUCUUAACACAAAAAAUUUUAUUAUAAUUUUAGAGUCUAGCCGAUAUUUUGAUAUUUUGCCCCAUCCUCUGUAAUUUGGGAAGUAUCAAAAUGGCUGUGUAUUCUCCCUAUAUAUAAUAUUGUAUGUGUGUAUGUGUUUAUAAAUAAAAUAUACCUAGAAUGUUUCCUAUC
Molecule: messenger RNA, 4004 nt
Organism: Agrilus planipennis (emerald ash borer)
Lineage: Eukaryota; Metazoa; Arthropoda; Insecta; Coleoptera; Buprestidae
Product: pollen-specific leucine-rich repeat extensin-like protein 1
Exons: 6
Coding region: 523-2949 (808 amino acids)
Source: RefSeq, a predicted model, not a curated record